AACAGGCCUGCAGGCUCUCUGCUUGUUCUCCAGACUGUCAAAACAGACUCGACUUGGGAAAAUCAAGUACCAAUCAAAAUCAGAGCAGGAUGAUGAGAAGUAAAACAAAUCUUAAAAACACUUCUCCUCUCUCCCUCCCUCCUUCUCCUGGGCUCUCCAUUCUCCCUCCCAUCAUCACAAGGAGACAAGGAAUGAGUGGCAUGGUCAGUUCAUCACACGUUGUUUCUGUCCCUGCUCAGGGAGAGGGGUUGUAGUCCUUCCCCUGCUCCAGUGUGGGGUCCCUCCCACAGGAGACAGUGCUCCAUGAAGUUCUCCAGUGUGAGUCCUUCCCAUGGGCUGCAGUUAAAUCUUUUAUCCCCAAGAUGUCACCACUAUCUCCGCUGGGCUCAGCCUUGGCCAGCAGUGGGUGCAUCCUGGAGCCGGUGGCAUUGGCUCUGUCGGACAUGGGGAAAGUUCUGGCAAUUUCUCACAGAAGCCACCCCAGUAACCCCAUUGCUGCCAAAACCUGGCCAUGCAAACCCAACACACCUGACAGCUGCAUUGGGUGAUGCAGGGCCUCAUGGUGCCCUUGGGCCGUUGUGACACUGCAGGUUCUCAUGACACCAAGGGGCCAUUGUGACACAGCAGGGCCACAUCCUCCCCGUGGGGUGUUUAAGGAGCCCCUAUGGGGUACCAGCUCAAGCAGAACAUCUUGCUGAGGAAGUAGCAGCUUCCCAGGACACCUGUGGAAAAGCCAUGGAGGAGCAGAACCCCAGUCCCCAGAGCCCCAAGGAGAGGCACCAGCUGAGAGAUGGAGGGAGAGGCCAAGAGGAGGAUGGCACCAGGUGUACCAGCACCCUUCCCAGGCAGCUGCCUGCAUCCCACACCUCUUCCUCCUCCCGCCCACAGCUGCAGCAGCCUCAGGGCAGCCAGGGCCGGUCCCUGCACCGGCUGACAGUGCUCAGGAGCUCCCAGGGCCGGUCCCUGCACCGGCUGACACUGCCCAGGAGCUCCCAGGGCCAGUCCCUAACCCGGCUGACAGUGCCCAGGAGCUCCCAGGGCCGGUCCCUAACCCGGCUGACACUGCCCCGGAGCUCCCAGGACAGCCAGGGCCGGUCCCUAACCCGGCUGACAGUGCCCAGGAGCUCCCAGGGCCGGUCCCUAACCCGGCUGACACUGCCCAGGAGCUCCCAGGGCCGGUCCCUGCACCGGCUGACAGUGCCCAGGAGCUCCGAGGGCCGGUCCCUGCACCGGCUGCCAUCGCCCUGCAGCUCCCAGGGCAGCCAGGCCCCGUCCGUGUCCCGCAGCUCCCAGGGCCGGUCCCUGCCAUCGCCCUGCAGCUCGCUGAGCUCGGCGGGUACCGAGAGCCGUCUCAGCCGGGAUGAGGGGCACAAGUCCCGCCCUGGUGGCUCCUUGCAGCCGGCCACUGUGGCCAGCAGAGCCGCAGCCCGUGGCCAGCACCGGCGCGUGAGAAGCCGCGGGGCCGCCGGGCCAGAACCGGCCUCCACGAGGAAAGCAAUUUCUGACCUACAGAGAAAGGCCUCUCACCGUGUGGAACAGGAAACCCAGACUGAGACCUGGGCACAAGAGGCGGAUUCAGCUGUUCAAUAUGCUGAGCAGGAGACACAGACAGAUAGUGUGGCAGAAGAGGAGAAAAAUUCAGCUGCUCCCCUCUUGGUUGACCAGGAGACAGAAACUGAGACUCCAACACAAGACAAGAAUUCAGUUUCUCCUCAAAUCACUGACGAGUGGAGACAGACCAAGGCCCACAGCUCUGGCCCCUCCACAGGCACUCACCAGCAGCUGCUCUCCCUGUUCUGCAGGGCAUUCUGGUGCUCCCGCAGGGCUGGACAGCCUCGAGCUCCCAGCGCCCUGACGGACCUCAGGGACAGCUGCUGCUCCAGGCAGCCACAACGGCCUGAGCGCAGCACACCGGAGGAGUGGGGAUGGACGGCACUGCCGCCCUACUCUUGGCCAUGGCUCAUUGAGAUGAACCAGUUUUAAUAAAAUAUUUCAUUUCUCUAA
Molecule: messenger RNA, 2004 nt
Organism: Taeniopygia guttata (zebra finch)
Lineage: Eukaryota; Metazoa; Chordata; Aves; Passeriformes; Estrildidae
Source: RefSeq, a predicted model, not a curated record